Molecule: messenger RNA, 1114 nt
Organism: Amphibalanus amphitrite
Lineage: Eukaryota; Metazoa; Arthropoda; Thecostraca; Balanomorpha; Balanidae
Exons: 1
Coding region: 143-1114 (323 amino acids)
Source: RefSeq, a predicted model, not a curated record
CAGCUUGUUGGACGUUAUUGCUACCAACCGCCGCGACCUGGUCCGUAGAGCGGGCGUUACCCGCUGUCACUACGGAGGGCCGCAUGAUUUCACACGUGUAUUACUUACGCGAGAGGCUCACCCGGUGAACGCGGCCGGCUCUAUGGUAUACCGACGUUCCUUGUCACGUGUGGACUUCCCGGCAUUUAAUCAGCAGCUCUACGCCGCCGACUGGCUACCGGUCUUCGCAGCACCGACAACGGACACCAAGUGGGACCGGUUUCAGCGGAUCCUGAUAUCUCAGCUAGACACCGUAGCACCACUGAGGCGGGUACGGGAGAGGCGGCCUGCCGCUGUGCCUGUCACGCCGGAGACCCGGCAGCUGCUGCGAGACCGCCGCGCCGCCCUCGGCUCCGCUGACCGGGCCGAGUACAAGCGGCUGAACCGGCUGUGCCGCGCGGCGGUACGUGCCGACUGCCGGGCGCGGUACGAGGGGGAGCUGGCGCGGAGCGGCCGAGCUGCGCUGUGGCGAGUGCUGCGGCCAGUGAUCGGUCGGAAGCAGCAGCAGCAGUGCACUGUGCCGAACAUCACCCCAGACGCGCUCAAUGACUAUUACGUAACUGUCGGUCCAAGCACUUCUGCCAGCGUACCUGCGCCCGCUACGCCUGUAACUACAGUGCUACCCAGAGUGCUAACAUGCAGUUUCCGUGUCGGGCCAGUUAGCAUGGAUGAACUGUACUCUGCACUGAUGAGCAUGAAGCCGUCCAGCUCGACCGGACUCGACGGUAUAAGUGUGCACAUGUUGCAGAGGUGUUUCACCGGACUGAGUCACACGUUGCUUGAUGUAGUUAACUCCAGUCUUUCAUCCGGCUGUGUCCCUAGUGGUUGGAAACACGCACUUGUUACUCCUAUCCCAAAGGGUAAAAUCUCUGCCGACCCUUCUGAUACGAGGCCUAUUUCGCUGCUGCCGGCCAUUAUGAAGAUAGUAGAACGCGUAGUCCAGUGUCAGUUGACCGGUUAUUUAGAGCAGCAUGCACUUCUCGCGGACGCCCAGCACGGUUAUCGCAAGUGUCGGUCGACCGAGACAGCACUCCACGUCGUUACCGAUCGAGUACUCUGUGCCAUGGAUCACUGA